GAUGAAACCACAACUCACAUGAAGAAGCAUAUGACUCUGCUUUCUGGGGUACGCAAAAGGCAAGUUGUAUGUGAUAUUAUGAUUUGUGCGUGUGGGCUGUGGUGCAGAAGGUUUGAUAAAGGUUUUGUUGAGAAGGUUGAAUUUAUGAACUCAUUGUCUUGAUGACGAAUAACAGCAAAUGUGAAUACAUGCGUUUUGAACGGGUUUCCGAAAUAGGAAGGUUCAAGUUUUGUACACGAUGCUUUUAAAAAAUUAUAUUUACUUCUUGCUCAAGACUUGACAUCCAAUUUUUCCAAUUUAACAAAAAACCUCAACUUUUUCAUCAUGGUUCGACCUUCGCGUUUUAAAAACAACAACACCAACUCAUCAACUUCAAUUAAUAACUCUAACAAUACCCCUGUAACAAAUGAGGAAGUGGUCGAACAGCCCAACGACCCUCAAGGUGCUCCACCUCAAGACCCUCAACAAAACGUUCGUAGUACGGUCAAUGGUCCAACGUCUGCUUUAACAUCAUUUUUGAAAGAACAAGGUAUUCGACCUAGACAUGUGAAUCGAUUUGCGCGACGUGAUGAUCAACCACAAGGUUCUACUUCUACUAUUCCUGAAGAACCAAAUGAAACUUCAGAACAAGAAGCCGAACCAGAAGAAGUUGAAGAAGAUAUCGAUUCAGAUGAUUUAGAUGCAGAUCUAUCCAAACCCAAAGGUUCAUCUCGAGGUCAAUCGACUAGCAUCAAAGCAGGCGAACCAUCAAAAGGAAAUCCUGAAACUACUUCCGCGACUACAGUGACUACAGCUACACGUCAAAAAGAAGACCCCAGCACUUCAGACAAACGAAAAAGAGAAUCUCCGGAACCUGCUAUGAAACCCAAAGCUGGAAAAUAUGCAGACAGGAAACCCGGAAUGAUUGCGAUAUGUGUUGAAUGUGCUAAGAAAUUCACUGUGACACGGUAUACGCCUUCAGAGCAAGGUAGAGGUCAACUUUGUGAUACUUGCGCGAAAGGAAAUCCUACUCAACAAGAUAAAGAAGCUCGUGCUCCACCUGUCAAGAAACGAAAAACCAAGAAAAUUCAACCUUUCAAAGCUAGUUGGACAGAAAAUUUUAAAACUUUACAAAUGUCGUGUAUCUCUGUGAUCGCAGAGCAGAUUGAAUCGAUUGAUCCUAGCCUUGGUCAUGUCAGUAGCGUAAAUAUGGAGAAAGUCUGCAAGAUUGUCUGUAAACAUCGAGAGCUUAAACCAAACAACUUACCAUUGUUUCUCGAUGUAUCACAUACCCAAUUGAAGUUAUUUGACUGUAUAAAUCUACACAAGGACAGUCUCAUUACUCUUCCCAACUUCUGUCCACACCUUCAACAUCUUACCCUCAACUUCUGUGGACAUCUAGAUGGAGAAGUUUUAACAACCUACGCACGUCGGUUUAGUAAAUUAAGAGAAUUGGAUUUGUUUGGUCCUUAUCUUGUUAGACGAGAAGCUUGGCUUGAAUUAUUUUCGAUAUGGAGUCAGCCAACUCAAAGACCAGCCUUACCUGAUCCAGCUACAGAAGAAAGCCAAGCCGAAUUGGAUCUAGCUUUAUCGCCUAGAGGUCCUGAAAUCACUGUUUUUAGAUUAAAACAGUCUCCUCGUUUCAAUUUAGAAUGUGUCAAAGCUUUAGGUGAUACUUGUAAAAAUUUGACGGAUCUGAGACUUGAUGAUAUCGGUCUUUUCAAUGAUCAGUGUUUGAAGAUUCUUAGCGAAGCAAACUUUCCAAAUCUGAAACAAUUGUCGAUAGCUAAUGCUGGGAUCUUGAAUGGAGCUACAGGUGGAAUUCUCACAGAUGAUGGAAUUCUUCAACUAUUGAAAUCAGUUGGACCGAAUUUGGAAGAACUUGACAUUAGUCAAAACAAGCUUUUAACUGAUAAGAUCCUAUCUGAUGGAUUAGGAACUUAUUGUCGAAAGAUUCGUAAACUAAAUCUUGCUGAACUUCAACAAUUAACUCCAAAAGGUGUUAAAGAAUUAUUCGAUAUGUGGAAGAAAGUAAGAGCCAGUAAAUUAGAAAGUUUGAAUUUAUCACGUUGUAUACGAAUCGAUAAUGACGCUCUAUUAUCGAUCUUGAAUCAUACUGGAUCAGACCUUAAAUACCUAGACCUCAAUAGCGUAGACGAAUUGAGAGCUGAAGCAUUAGAGGUCUUACCCAAAAAGGCUCCUAAUCUAGUAGAAUUAGAUUUCAGUUUUGUACGAGACGUUGAUGAUUUUCUCAUCAAAGAUUGCCUUGAUAAGAUGCCAAAUUUGAAAUCAUUAUUUGUUUAUGGUAAUAAUCGAGUAUCUGAUUUGUGCCCUAGUCGAGCAGGCGUAUCUAUUCGAGGACAAGAGCGUGCGAUUGUAGUGGUUUGAUGGUUUUUUUGCUUUAUUGUUUAAUUCUUAUAUUACUUAUCUCGUCUUUAAAAUGUGUAGAAUGUCCGUAUAAUUGUUUUUUGGUAUACUAUCAUGAUAUAUUUUUACAAAAAUCACAUUACCUGGAAGUGUCCUUGAGAACUUGGCUGUGAGAAAUAUUGGAUAUAGAUCUUUCUCGUGG
Messenger RNA from Melampsora larici-populina 98AG31, 2548 nucleotides. RefSeq lists its product as uncharacterized. The coding region runs from base 325 to 2367 and encodes 680 amino acids. Gene Ontology annotation, cellular component: SCF ubiquitin ligase complex. The transcript has 7 exons. Gene Ontology annotation, biological process: SCF-dependent proteasomal ubiquitin-dependent protein catabolic process. The record is from RefSeq and is a predicted model, not a curated record. Lineage: Eukaryota; Fungi; Basidiomycota; Pucciniomycetes; Pucciniales; Melampsoraceae.